AUGAAGUUCGACUGUAAGGUCUGCCAAGUUCUACAGUUUUAUUUGCCAGCUGUGGCGAAGGAAAUUGUAUGCUUCAACUGUGAAAGAAAAUUUAACAUCACCAAUAACAGUUUUCGUAGAACAAGUCCAGUCGAAUCAUCCUCCCGCCCAUCUACCCCACUGCCAAUCACAAACGGAAAUCCACAUCAUGAAAGCAAUGCAUCCCAAGAACACGCACAACCCUACGAAUUUAUCCCUCCAAAACCUCCCGUCGAUAGGGUUCGAAAUCAGCUAGGCGAAUUCACCAAGGCCAAGGAAGAAGUUGAGAAGAAAGAAGAGCCGUCUCUGAAAAGAAACUCGCAUAUUGAAACGAAUGGAACGGAUCACGAAGAAGAAGAAUAUCACUCCAAUACAAGUACAGAGGAUGUUUCCAAGCGCGGUCGAAAGCGCAAGAAAACCGAGCGUCUAGUCCAACUAGAGCAGCACGAACUCGAACAAUCGAGCCAGAAACGAACAAAGUCCGAAUCCUCUCCCUCCGUCAGUUUCCGCAACUCGCCCAUGAUUCCCACCCAGCCCCAUCCAAACAACACUUGUGGCGGUUGCGCGAAACGAUUAAAUACUAUUCCAGAUUUUAAAACAACGACGACGAAAUGUAUCGACUGCAUUCGCUGGUUUUGCGUCCAAUGUACGGAAGACUUUUUAAUGAAAGAAGAAGGCAGCGAAUAUUUCGUCUGCAAGGUCAAAAAGCGCUGCAAUCCAACAGCGAGAGGUCGAGCCAGACUCAAACACUCCCCAGACAAAGCGGAAUCGAAGCCUAAGAUCGUCAAGAAAACAAUCAGUUCGGAACCGACCGCGAACGGGAUCAAAAUACGCAACUGGGCCAGUCGCCCUGUAAAAAGACGACCAAAGAAGAGAAACAACUUUCCAGCGUUGGGGACGAUCAUCUGUUGCGAUCACGAAUGGUGUACGUACACCUUGACAAUCACAGCUGCAAAUCAACGGAGGGCGAAGACCUGCUUGAAUCUUCACACAAAAAGAUGCCUUGAAAAUUUCAAGAAUGGUCGGCGCUUGGACUACAACCCGAAUGGAAAAUCGACGUAUGUUGCGAUCAGUAAAUUCGGCCUAGGCCACCAAUCGGCGAUAAAAACUGAACCAUUGGCGAAUAUUCAAGGCCAGUAUCACCAAGAACAAACGAGUAAGCUGCCGGAACAAGUGCCACUUUUUGGACUCAAGAAGGAAAUCAUGGACGAAACUACAAACAUAGAAGAAAUUGAUGAAGAUGAUUGGUCGACAGAUGAAGAAGGUGGCUCGUCAGCAGAUGAAGAGCAGCAAAGUGAUUCGCCACCGUACAUGACCGAGCUAGAUAUGCUGCCCGAACCCGCGACGCAUCCAGAAGUUCCAGUGCCCGUGAAUGGCGGGAUUCCAGUGCCCACAAACGGCGUCCUCCCCGAGCCCGACCUCGUCAACUGA
Molecule: messenger RNA, 1449 nt
Organism: Oikopleura dioica
Lineage: Eukaryota; Metazoa; Chordata; Appendicularia; Copelata; Oikopleuridae
Source: the annotation of a GenBank genome assembly